This is a messenger RNA of Sciurus carolinensis (gray squirrel), 2469 nucleotides long. RefSeq names its product iroquois homeobox 2 (gene Irx2). Gene Ontology annotation, molecular function: RNA polymerase II cis-regulatory region sequence-specific DNA binding; DNA-binding transcription factor activity, RNA polymerase II-specific. NCBI's taxonomy places the organism in Eukaryota, Metazoa, Chordata, Mammalia, Rodentia, Sciuridae. The record is from RefSeq and is a predicted model, not a curated record. The coding region runs from base 257 to 1681 and encodes 474 amino acids. Gene Ontology annotation, biological process: cell development; regulation of transcription by RNA polymerase II; neuron differentiation. The transcript has 4 exons. Gene Ontology annotation, cellular component: nucleus.
UCCAGACUCCCCCAAACCCCGACCGCCGGCCCGGCGCGCGGCUGCGCCCACCGGUUUCGCGCUGCCGCCGCCGCCGCCGCUGCCGCGCCGCGUUGCCUCGGCCCGCGGGCCGCCAGGCUAGUGCCCGGGCCAGCCUUCCUCGGCCCGCGGCCCCGGUGUCCGCCGCCGCGCCGCGCCCGGGCCGGGUGUGGAUGGAGGGCGCCGCGCGCCCUGCCCGCAGCUCGGCGUGACGCGGGCCGCGAGCCCCGCGCCCACCAUGUCCUACCCGCAGGGCUACCUGUAUCAAGCGCCCGGCUCGCUGGCGCUCUACUCUUGCCCGGCGUACGGUGCGUCCGCGCUGGCCGCGCCUCGCAGCGAGGAGCUGGCGCGCUCGGCGUCCGGCUCUGCGUUCAGCCCGUACCCGGGCUCGGCGGCCUUCACGGCGCAGGCGGCCACUGGCUUCGGCAGCCCGCUGCAGUACUCGGCCGACGCUGCCGCCGCCGCCGCCGCCGGCUUCCCGUCCUACAUGGGCGCACCCUACGACGCGCACACGACUGGGAUGACUGGCGCCAUCAGCUACCAUCCCUAUGGCAGCGCGGCCUACCCGUACCAGCUCAACGACCCAGCGUACCGCAAGAACGCCACGCGGGAUGCCACGGCUACGCUCAAGGCCUGGCUGAACGAGCACCGCAAGAACCCCUACCCCACCAAGGGCGAGAAGAUCAUGCUGGCCAUCAUCACCAAGAUGACCCUCACGCAGGUCUCCACCUGGUUCGCCAACGCGCGCCGGCGCCUCAAGAAGGAGAACAAGAUGACGUGGGCCCCUCGGAACAAAAGCGAGGACGAGGACGAGGAUGAGGGCGACGCUGCAAGGAACAAGGAGGAGAGUCCUGAGAAGGUGCAGGAGGGCACCGAGACCUCGGCGGAGGACGAAGGGAUCAGUCUGCACGUCGACUCGCUCACGGAUCACUCGUGCUCAGCCGAGUCAGAUGGAGAGAAACUGCCCUGCCGCGCUGGGGACCCCCUGUGCGAGUCUGGCUCAGAGUGCAAGGACAAGUACGACGACCUGGAGGACGACGAAGACGAGGAAGACGAGUGUGAGCGGGACCUGGCGCCGCCCAAGCCUGUGACCUCGUCCCCGCUUACCGGCGUAGAGGCGCCGCUGCUGAGCCCCCCGCCCGAGGCCGCGCCCCGCGGUGGCGGCGGCGGCAAGACGCCCCUGGGCAGCCGGACGUCACCUGGCGCACAGCCGCCCACCAGCAAGCCCAAGCUGUGGUCGCUGGCCGAGAUCGCCACGUCGGACCUCAAGCAACCGAGCCUGGGCCCGGGCUGCGGGCCACCCGGGCUGCCAGCGGCAGCGGCACCCGCCUCCUCCGGGGCACCUCCGGGCGGUUCGCCCUACCCCGCUUCGCCGCUGCUCGGUCGCCACCUCUACUACACGACGCCCUUCUAUGGCAGCUACACAAACUACGGGAACUUGAAUGCGGCGCUGCAGGGUCAGGGGCUCCUGCGGUACAACGCCGCGGCCGCGGCCCCCAGCGAGGCUCUGCACGCAGCGCCCAAGGCGGCGAGCGACGCGGGCAAGGCGGGCACGCACCCGCUGGAGCCCCACUACCGGCCCCCAGGCGGCGGCUACGAGCCCAAGAAAGAUGCCAGCGAGGGCUGCACGGUGGUUGGCGCAGGCGUCCAGCCCUACCUAUAGAAGGGCCAGCUCAGCAGUGUAAGUAAGUGGGCACCCUGUGCCUCUCUGACCGUGGGAGCCUCCCAGUCCCAACUGGUUGUAUGAUUGCCUAAUGAGUUUUCUUGCUUCUUAUCAUGGGGUUUAGAGGACAGAGCCCUGCAGGCUUCUGGGUCUUUUUCCUAUAAGAGGGAAGCAUUGUUCUGCUUCACGGAUUUCUUCUUUUCUGCUCAAUUUCUGUUUUGAAGAAUCAUUCCAUUCUUUGGAAUAUGAAUAUAUAUGCAUAUAUAUUCCAAAUAUCAAUAUUUAUAUUCCAAGUAUCACCAUGGCUGUUGUUUUCCCUGAAAAAUAGAUGAUUAAAUUUGGGCAUUAGUAUGUCUGCUUGGAACAGUUUCUUUUCUUUUUUUACUCUGAUAGACACACAAUAGACGUCUAUUUUGAUGAGUGAGUGCUACUGAAUCUAGACUCGGGUAUCAAAAUCCUGUUACAGAUGCUGGUUGUAGAGACUUGCUAGUCUUUUUCUAGACCUGCCAUACCCUGUGUCCAAAUGCCUAGACUGCAGUUCUCCUGCAGAACCUUUAAAAUUAUGUUAUUUUGCAACUAGGCAAAAUGACUAAUCACAGAUCUGAAGAUGGGAAGAGGUGGAUCUGUUUCAGAUAGACUCGUUUUUGCAGUGUGAUGGUGUUAGUGUGGAACUGAAGGAUUUGGGAUGAUUUGGUUUUUUCCUUGGUCCACAGGUAGGUGUCACAAUUGCUUUGGAAAAAAAAAAAAAAAAAAAAAAAAAAACUCAGCAGGCCAUUCUCUCUUCCCAA